Molecule: messenger RNA, 1053 nt
Organism: Fusarium vanettenii 77-13-4
Lineage: Eukaryota; Fungi; Ascomycota; Sordariomycetes; Hypocreales; Nectriaceae
Exons: 2
Coding region: 1-1053 (350 amino acids)
Molecular function (GO): zinc ion binding; oxidoreductase activity
Source: RefSeq, a predicted model, not a curated record
AUGAAGGCGGUGGUCUUCAAGGGCCCUUUUCAGGUCCAUGUCGUUACGAAACCGGUGCCACAGAUUCGCGAGCCCACUGAUGCGAUUCUCAAGGUCUCCUCGACUGCUCUUUGUGGCAGUGAUCUGCACUACUACCGAGGCCAUCAAAAAUCUACGCCGGGAUUUAUCUGCGGGCACGAGACAGUUGGUCAUAUCGUUGCGCUGGGAGCAUCAGUCGACGGCUUCCAGAUUGGCGACCAUGUUGUGGUUCCCUUCUCCACGGCAUGUGGCGACUGCUUCUACUGCGACCAGGGGCAGUCCAGCCGGUGCUCUAAGGGCGUCCUCUUUGGCUCCGCUACGCCGACCUUUACCGUUGACGGAGGACACGCCGAGUUCAUCCGCGUCCCGCAUGCCGCAUCCUCGCUGAUGAGAGCCCCGGCUUCGAUCCCUAAAGAAAUGCUCGUCUUGAUGGCAGAUGUGUUCCCUACAGGCUAUUUCGCUGCAAGCCGCUUUCUCAAGGAUCUUCCCCAGGCACAGGAAGACCCUGUGGCUGUCGUACUUGGCUGUGGGCCUGUAGGUAUCUGCGCCAUAGCCUCGGCCAUCUACCUCACGGGCGGCAGAGCCAAGAUAUUUGCUGUCGACUCGGUUCCAGACCGUCUACGGGAGGCCGAAAAGCUAGGCGCCGUACCCAUCAACCUCUCGGAUAACCCUGUUCAUAAAGUCAAGAACGCCUCGUCUGGCCGUGGCGCAGAUGUCGUGAUGGAAGUUGUCGGCCGUGCAGAUGCUCUCGAACUCGCGUUUGAUCUGAUCCGGCCUUUCGGCAAGAUCUCUAGUGUGGGAGUUCACAACGAACAGAUUAGCUUUCCUGGGUUUGCCUUGUACUCCAAGAACGUCACAAUGGCGUUUGGACGAUGCCCUGUGCGCAGCCUGGUUGAAGAAACCGCACCAGUGCUGGCCAAGUUGAAGGAUCAGCUGGCCUUUCUUUGCAAGAAAGAGAUUCCCCUUGAUCAGGCUCCCGAGGCUUUCAAGUUGUUCGAGACGCAGAAAGCACACAAGUUUCUCUUCAAGAUGUGA